Messenger RNA from Lingula anatina, 1357 nucleotides. Its product is annotated as microtubule nucleation factor SSNA1. Lineage: Eukaryota; Metazoa; Brachiopoda; Lingulata; Lingulida; Lingulidae. Gene Ontology annotation, cellular component: centrosome; ciliary basal body. The record is from RefSeq and is a predicted model, not a curated record.
UUGAUGACGUCUACACACAACUGACAGCGACAGAUCAACUAUAGAGACCGAGACAUUCAAUUUUUUUAAAGAAUUUAUAGCAUAUUCGUUGUUCAAAAACCAACUUGAGAGACUUCGCCGACAAGAUGUCACAACAAGGCGCUGCAUUACAGAGUUAUAACAACGAGUUGGUUAAAUGCAUAGAAGAUCUGUGUGCCAAGAGAGAUGCACUAAAUAAAGCACUGGAGGAAGAAGAGGAAGAAAAAAAUAAAGUUCAACAUGACAUUAGGAUUUUGACAGAAAGACUGGCAAAAAUAAAUGAAAGUUUAAGCAAGAAAAUGGCAUCUAGAAAUGAAUUUGAUAAAACCAUUGCAGAGACAGAAGCAGCCUACAUGAAGAUUUUGGAGAGUUCACAGACACUGCUAAAUGUGCUAAAGAAAGAAGCUCAGUCCUACAAGGAGAAAAAUAUUGUGAACCCAGGAGCAUCAGGGCAGAAGAUAGAGGGACGCUGACCUGUUGUAUUUGACAAUUCUGUGAUGGACCUAGUUGUGUUACAGGCAGUUUCAUUUCAUAUAAACUUAAGCAGAAAACAGUGGACUUUUUCCUGCAGAAAAUCCUUCAUUUUGCACUUUAAAGAUGUAUAUAACUGAUAUAUUGACAUCAAUCAUCAAUAAAUCAUCAAGCUAGAUGUGUGUUGUGUGGCCCCUUAACAUUCAGGGUCUCAACCCUAUUGAAUACAUGAAGAGAGAAACCCUUUACAGCAUCAUAUAUAUAUGUAUAGCAUAUGGCUUUAUUUAUAAUAUCUGAACAUUUUUGUGAAGUACUUUUUGUAAAUAUUAAGACGCCUUACAUUUUCACAUGAUAUGCAUAUAAAGAUUAUAGAUAUCUACAUGUUCUCCAAUAAAUGUUCUCUGUUGAUACAAAAGUAAGUCAUUGUCUUUGUAAUUGUCAUACCAUAGAAGGUGUACCCCAUUCUGAAGGUUGUGGGUCCAUGUGGAAUGUUUAUGCACUUCAUAAACCUUCCAAUACCGCAGCUAAUAUAAAUUGUAAAUUACUUUAAAAAAAAAAUUGCCAUUCCCAGGUGCAGUUAUGACUAGCACCUUGCUGUAAAGACUAAUCUGGCCAUUUUCAAUAGCGAGUAUCUUGAAAAGUUUUGCCCAAAAGGUGCUUGAUACAACAAACAUAUGUAUAAACAAAUAAUUGUUGCAUUACUGGUGUUACAUUUUCCUUGCCUUGAAACUGCUAUUACGAAUCAACUGGAUAACAUUGAACCUCCCCUGGGAGGCUCUUUAAAAUGCUUGAAUACAACCCCAAAAGGCAAAAAUAAGAUUAAGGGCAAAUACUUUUAUGCAAACGUUAUCAAAUUUUCAUUAUAACA